AUGGGUGGUCGGGAGGUGCUCGGUGGUGCGCCGACGACUAAUACGACGCCGCAGGUGUUGUGCCGCCGGGCCAUCGGCCACCUCCCGCUCCUCCUCGCCGGCGCGGCGCUCCUCGCCGCGGCCCCGCGGCUGUCGGCGGCGCUCCCGGCCCCGGCGAACAGGCUGGUGGCGAACGGCCUCCUGAGGGAGCUGGCCGCCCUGGGCGUGAGCGCGCCGGCGGUGGCGGUGGCCUGCUGGGCGGCGGCGGUGGCGGCGUGGGCGUACGCCGUGUCGCGGCCGCGGCCGGUGUACCUGGUGGACCUGUCCGGGUACGUGGCCGGCGAGGCGCACGAGGCGUCCCGCGCCAAGACGAUCGCGCACUUCGGGCGGUGCGGGCGGUUCAGCGACGAGAGCAUGGCGUUCCAGAAGCGGAUGCUGGAGCGGUCGGGGCUCGGGGAGCGGACCCACUUCCCGGCGUCGCUGAUCAGCGUGCCCGUGGACAUGUGCCUCCGCACGGCGCGGGAGGAGUCGCACGCCGUCAUCUUCGGCGUGGUGGAGGACGUGCUCCGGCGGGCCGCCGUCGCCGCCGCCGACGUGGGAGUGCUCAUCUUCAACUCCAGCCUGCUCAGCACCACGCCAUCAUUCACCUCGCUCAUCGCCAACCGCUACGGCAUGAGGGACGACGUCGUCAGCCACAACCUCAGCGGCAUGGGAUGCAGCGCCGGCAUCAUCGCCAUCGACCUUGCCAAGCGCCUGCUCCAGGUGCACCCGGACACGUACGCGCUGGUGGUGAGCACGGAGAACAUCACCCUCAACGCCUACAUGGGCAACAACCGCCCGAUGCUGGUCACCAACACGCUCUUCCGCGUCGGCGGCGCCGCCAUCCUCCUCUCCAACCGCGCCGCCGACCGGUCCCGGGCCAAGUACCAGCUCAUCCACACCGUGCGCACCCACCGCGGCGCGCACGACCAGAGCUUCGGCUGCGUCACGCAGGAGGAGGACGACGCCGGCUGCGUCGGCGUCUCCCUCUCCAAGGAGCUCAUGCUCGUCGCCGGCGAGGCCCUGCGCACCAACAUCACCACGCUGGGCCCGCUCGUCCUCCCCAUGUCCGAGCAGCUCCGCUUCCUCGCCACCGUCGUCCUCAACCGCGUCUUCCGCGCCAACGUCCGCGCCUACCUCCCCGACUUCAAGCUCGCCUUCGACCACUUCUGCAUCCACGCCGGCGGCCGCGGCGUGCUGGACGAGCUCGAGCGCAGCCUCAAGCUCAGCGCCUGGCACAUGGAGCCGUCCAGGAUGACGCUCUGCCGCUUCGGCAACACCUCCAGCAGCUCGCUCUGGUACGAGCUCGCCUACAGCGAGGCCAAGGGCCGGAUCAGGAAGGGCGACCGGGUCUGGCAGAUCGCAUUCGGCUCCGGGUUCAAGUGCAACAGCGCCGUCUGGAAGGCGCUCCGGACGGUGGACGGCGGCGAGGAGGGCAACCCGUGGACGCCGGAGCUCGACGUGCUCCCCAUCCACGUGCCCAAGGUCUCGCCCGUCGACGAGACCACGUACACGUUCCCCGACGGGGCCACCUACAAGGUGUCCGUUGCUGGCUAAAUAAUUAAACAUCGAUAGAUUAUUUUCUCAUAUCAUCAUGCAUAUGGUUUCUCGCUUUCUGAUCAUCGAUCAUGUAUGUCAUCUGCUAAGCGAGGUCCUCAAGGUCAAGUAAGAAGAAUUGAAGCUAGCAGCGCCGUACGUUCUUGCCAGGCUUGAUGAUGAUGGUGCCGGGCCUUAUUAGCUAGUAGGGCUUGAUUUGGUUACUCUUUGCCGUGAUUUGUAAUGUAAAGCUUUAUGAACUUGCGAUGAAAUU
Panicum hallii is the source of this 1828-nucleotide messenger RNA. RefSeq names its product 3-ketoacyl-CoA synthase 20-like. Bases 1 to 1575 code for a protein of 524 amino acids. Gene Ontology annotation, molecular function: acyltransferase activity, transferring groups other than amino-acyl groups. The record is from RefSeq and is a predicted model, not a curated record. The transcript has 2 exons. Gene Ontology annotation, biological process: fatty acid biosynthetic process. Gene Ontology annotation, cellular component: membrane. Lineage: Eukaryota; Viridiplantae; Streptophyta; Magnoliopsida; Poales; Poaceae.